AUGCAUAUGAUUAAAUUAUUACCCGUUGUUAUUAUUCUCGUUACUCAUAGCAAAGCAGCGGAGCAUCAAAAUAUUUACUUGGAUGACUGGGAUGCUGAAAAAGACUGGACCUCACAUUUUGGGCCAUGCAGGACUCAUUUUAUGUUCAAAUUUUCGCCAUGUGAAUCGAAAACAAAAAUGUUGGCAUGCUGUCGGCGCUUUAAUCCGUUUGUGCUCUUCAUUCUUCUGGUCCUCAGUAUAAUAACUAUAGCUGCUGUGCCGAUACUGAUGCUAUGUAUAAUUUGUCCACCAUGGCGUGUUCUAUGCGAAUGUUGCUUAUGUUGCGCAUGUUGCGCCAUCGAUGAAAAUGGGAACUUUAUUCAUUUUGCAGAAGAGGAAGAGAAAAAUACUGAAGAAUUCGAUAUCAAAACAGAAGAGCAAAGUUCUAUCAGAAGCAGAAUAGCAUCACCAUCAAAACAGUCGAAGAUUACUUUAUCCUACAGUGCAGAAGGUUCUCAGAGAGGUGCAAACAUUGUAACCUCGGAAUUACUAAGCGGUCAAAAAGAUAAAGAAGCCAUUCUACCAAUGAAGUCUUUGAAAUCUUCAUCUACCAGUAUCAUUUAG
Messenger RNA from Cercopithifilaria johnstoni, 603 nucleotides. The record is from the annotation of a GenBank genome assembly. NCBI's taxonomy places the organism in Eukaryota, Metazoa, Nematoda, Chromadorea, Rhabditida, Onchocercidae.